AGAGGGAGAGAGAGAAGGAAAGUAGCAGCGACCAACCAUUGGUUGUUGCAGAAGAUUUUUUGAACCGUGACGCAAAACUAUUAAUGGUCAAAACAAUGCGAAAAAUAUCCUUUCUUUGUUUGGAUAUUAUAAUGACAUGUUUUUCUUUUUAAAAACCUAAUUAUGGAUCAAUUAAGAAAUACGCCUUUUUUUUUUUUUUUGUAAGAGAUAAUCCGAUAUUUUAAAUAUUUUUUUUUCUUCAUCUAAUGAGAGAAUGCUACGCAAAAAAUCAAUUUCCUGCAGGUAAAUAAAUAUAGAGACAGGUUUCUGUGAUCUGAUGGCAAUCAUGUUUAUAUUGUAAAGAUGUUUAACGAAAAAUAACAACAGAAGAACAAAACCUAAAACAGAUGAAUAUAUUGUGAUUGAUUUCUCGAAGAUGUUUUGACUCAGUAGUUCGUGUAUUUCUAUAAUUUAUUAUUUAUAGUAAUUAAGGCAAUUUAUGAUGAUAUGUAAUUAGACAGGAGGCCAGACCGGCCAGGUAAAUUUAGAUGUUGCAUGAAAAGCAAAGCAGAAGACUAAUUAAUUAGUGCAAUUAAAAAGAAAACUAAAAAAAAGAAAAGAAAAUCCAAAUAUGAUUGCGAAUUAAGAUGUCAAAGAAAUAACCAGGUGUUGCUGACCGCAUUUUAAAGUGGUUGGAACUACCUCACCAUUAUUCUACUUUGAACCAAAGUGUCAUCUAUGAAGACAGCACAGCUAGCCCUAUUAUCAAUUCUUUCUGUUGCUUUUCACACCUGAUGCUGUAAUUCCAUAACAACUAUGAAACCAAAAUAGAUAUUGGACAUCUUCGUUCUUAUUUUAAACAACACAUUCUAAAGAAGAAGAAGAAAAAAACCUCAGCAUCUUUUGCUUACUAAUUCGAAUAUGUACUGUUCUUUACGUUGGUUACUCAUGUCAUCCUAUACGUUGACCAUAAUUCUGUUACUAUCUUUGGUAACUAUGCCUCCAACAACGGCUUUGAAACAUAAGAAUCUUACAAUUGGUACGAUUUUCCCUAUGACUGGAGGCUGGGCCGGUGGUAAAGCCUGUCUUCCAGCGGUGAAGAUGGCUUUGGACGACAUUAAUAAAAGACAUGAUGUUCUUCCUGAUUAUAACUUAGAGAUGGACUACAAAGAUAGCCAGUGUAUGCCUGGUCUUGGAACUAAAGUUCUCUAUGAGUUGCUCUACAAUCCACCAACCAAAAUUCUGGUUUUAACCGGCUGUAGCAUUGUUUCAACGUUUGUAGCAGAAGCUGCCAAAAUGUGGAACCUUGUUGUUCUUGCUUAUGGUGCCAGUUCCCCAGCUUUGUCCAAUCGAGAUCGAUUUCCGACAUUCUUUCGGACUCAUCCUUCAGCUACGCUGCAUAAUCCGACACGAGUCAAGUUAUUCCAGCGAUAUAAAUGGAAACGAAUCGCUACCAUCCAAGUGUCCCUUGAAGUAUUUACUUCCACAAUCGACGAUUUAGAGAGAAAAGUCAAGGAAGCCAAUAUCGACAUUGCUGUACGUCAAAGUUUUUUGACUGAUCCAACGAACGCCGUUAAAAAUUUAAAGAGGCAGGAUGCUCGUAUCAUCGUUGGAGUUUUUUAUGAAGAUAUGGCCAGAAGAGUCUUCUGUCAAGCUUACAAAGAGAAACUGUAUGGCAAGAAGUAUGUUUGGUUCAUCAUUGGUUGGUAUCCAGACAACUGGUACAUGGCCGAAGACAAAUCUAUCAACUGCACGGUCGAUCAACUGAAGGAAGCUCUUGAAGGCCAUUUUACAACAGAAGCCAUGAUCUUGAACCAACAACCUACAAAGACUUUGGCAAAUAUGACAUCGCAAAGAUAUAAAGAACGUCUUGACUCCAAGCUAAAUGUCUCUGACACAAGCCAAGUCACCGGAUACCCAGAAUCUCCUCUUGCAUAUGAUGCAUUGUGGGCUGUGGCAUUAGCGCUAAACAAAACAGCAGCAAGAUUAGCAUUAAAAAAUCUCACAUUGGACGAAUUCGAUUACAAUAAAAAGCAUAUUACAGAUGAAAUUUAUUCAGCAAUGGAUUCAACAAGUUUUCUAGGAGUGUCGGGAAAUGUAGCUUUCUCUUCGGAAGGUGACCGAAUUGCUUUGACACAAAUCGAACAAAUGAUAAAUGGAACUUACCAUUUAAUGGGAUAUUAUGAUUCUGUUACUGAUAACCUCACCUGGUUAGAUAAAGAACAAUGGCUAGGAGGGAAGCCACCACCGGAUCAUACAAGAUUUGUUCGAUUUCUCAGAGUUGUUCCUCAGGGUUUGUUCUUUAGUAUGUCUGUACUUGCAUUCUUUGGCAUUUUGGCUGGCAUAGUUUGUAUGUCUUUCAAUAUCAUGCACAAACACAGAAGGUUAAUUAUCUAUUCCCAUGCCGGAGUCAAUAAUGUGAUGGUAGUUGGGUGCCAGAUGUGUUUAUUUUGUAUAUUCCUUAUUGGAAUGGAUGGUCAAUUUAUAUCAGAAGAUAUAUAUCCAGUGGUCUGUCAGAUUCGGGCUUGGUUACUGACUAUUGGUUUCACCCUUGGCUAUGGCUCAAUGUUUUCCAAGAUCUGGACUGUACACCGUUUGGCCACAACACGGAAAAAAGAAAGAAAGGUUGUCCGUAAGUGGGAGCUCCUGGCUGUCUUAGUCUGUCUGUUGGUUAUCGAUAUGGCCAUUUUGGUACCAUGGCAGUUACUGGACCCCCUCUAUCGGCAUUUAGAAAAGUUUCCCCCAGAGGAACCAAAACACACAAGUGAAGAUAUCAUGUUGGAACCAUAUUUAGAGCAUUGCAGCUCAAAAAAUAUGAAAAUAUGGUUGGGUAUAAUGUUUAGUUAUAAAGGCGUUCUCCUUAUAUUUGGUUUAUUCCUGGCCUAUGAAACCCGUAGUGUAAAGCUGAAACAAGUUAACGAUUCACGAUUUGUUGGUAUGAGCAUCUACAAUGUUGUGGUUCUGUGUGUCAUCACAGCUCCAAUCACUUUGAUCAUAAACAGCCAACAAGAUGCUACAUUUGCUUUCAUGUCCCUUGCUAUUGUCAUGUGUAGUUUUCUCUCAAUGGGACUUAUAUUCGGACCAAAGAUUGUGGAUGUUUUAAAUAAUCCGCACCAAGAAGGAAUGGAAAUCCGAGCAUUGACAGAUUCUUUGGCAAGUCGUGAAGAAGAAGAACGCUAUCAACGUCUUUUGGCUGAAAAUGAAGAAAUAAAGAAAGCCAUUGCUCAGAAAGAAGACAGAUUGAAAGAUUUGAACGAACGUGUUAAAAAGGCUCAACAACAGAUGUUAACGAUGAAGAAAGAAAAUUAUGUUUCACCUCCCUUAACCGACGCCACCAACAACAGCAUUGCCUGCACUGCUCCUAUGAAACCACUGAAUAACAUCAAUUUGCCUCUACAAAACCUCAAUACAAAUAAUAUGAGCUCACUGCAAUCAAAACCUGAUUUAACGUCUGCCAAUAUCCAAAACGGACAGAAGUCAGGACAGAUUAUUGUUGAUCUUAAUACGGAUUCAGGCUUAACUUCUGUCCCUAAUUCCGUACUUACAAACAGCCCAAAUAACAAAACGAAAGCCUCGGAACUUGAUCCGUUUUGCUGAUAUUUCUUUUUUGGAAAAUAGCAUCUAAAUUAUAUGAAACACACACACACACUAAGAGGGAAAAAUUAGACUUUGCUUAAAAAUAUAACUUCUACAAAGAAAAAAAACAAACUUAUUUGUAAUUAUGUACAUCUUUCAACUUGUAUGAAAUUCAAUUACUCAAAGAAUAAUAAUGAACUGAAUAUUCUAAUCCUGUUGAUUAAGGCAGUGAGGUGGUAGCCUCCCCACAAAUUUGAGGCCUUGUGCCUCCACUAAAGGCGGGGGUCGAUGUAAUUAAUUUACUCCACCCCCAAAAUUACUGGUCUUGCACCAAAAUUUUAAAUCAGUAGAUUGUAAGGAUUAAAACAUCUAUUUUAACUUUAAAAGGUGGGGGUAGGAGAAGAACUAAGCUAAUGGUUUAAGAAUGAUGAUGAUGAGUAGAUAAAACAUUUGUUACAUGAUUUAAGUGUAAAAGAUUAAAGGAUUAUAAGGACUUAAGUGAUAUGUUAUCAAAUAAAACAUAGGUUUUAUAAAAUAUAAAAUGAACUUAAAAAAAAAUUUAAUUUUAGAGAGAAAAAAAUUUUGUAAUUUUCUAAAUUUAAUGAAACUGCCCAAAUCAAAAGUUAAUUAUUUCACAAUUAAAAAUUUUGAAGUUAGUAUUAAAAUAUAAAAAAAAAAAGUUCAAGACCAUUUAAAGGUCUUUAAUGGAAGAGACUUUUUGUUAAACAUUUGGUUGAAGUUUUAAAAAUAUUUAUUGUUUACUUUUGUUAAAGGGUGAAACCCUUGGCAGAAAUGUUAGAGUGUCAGACAAAACUGCCUUGCAAGAUUUGUUUUGACUCUUAACAUUUUGAGUUCAAAUCCUGCUGAGGUUAGCUUCACCAUUCAUAGUUGUUAAAAUGAAGUACCAGGUACCAGUUCAGUACAGGGAGGAGGAGGGGAGUGGGGUUGAUGUAACUGGAUCCCAACGAGGUCAGUUUCAUGUUACACCCUUUUGGGGGUUGAUGAAAUAAAGUACCUGGUACCAGUCAAGUACUGAGGGUUGAUAUAACCAGCUAACACCCUCCCCUCAAAUUUCAAGCCUUGUAUUUCUAAAUUUACGUUUGUCUGUUGAAAUUGUAUUUUGUCAAAAUCAAAGCUGUUCAGAUGAAUAUAGACGUGCAUAGUUUAUAAUCUACCUAACGUUAAUCCUAAAUUCUAAAACUUAUAGAAAAUAUUUUUCUACAAUGUCAAAAAUGUACCCUUCUCUGUCGUUAACUAUUUCUUAUAGUUUUAACAUCAUCUUUUGGAUGGUUUUUUUUCAAUGCAUUUCAUUGUUAAGUCUUGUUUAUGAAAAUGCUAUCAGUUUUCGUUUUCCUUUUUGAGGUUAAAAUUGUUCUAAACUUUGUAAUUGUUAGUUAUUUAAAAAAAAUUUCUCCUCUUUUAUUAACUUGAAAAUAAAAUUUAAAAAAAUGUUCAAAAAAUCUUUUUUCAGAAAUAGAUCUAAAAAUGAUAAUUUUUCAACAAAUUGUGAAGUUGUAUAGAUCUAGACAAAAAAAAGAUAAAUUCCUUAUUUCUCCCCGCCCCCCUCAACACAAAAUAGAUAUAUUGUUUAUUAAUUAGUUAGAAGACAAAUAUAUUAAUAACAUUUAUAUUACUCUAAUAAAGAAGAUAGACAAAAAAAAGUUGUACCAUUGCCUGUGUGACUCGAAUACUGCGACUGCUGUUAAAUGUAUAACUGUGUUAAACCACUCACACCAAAGGAACAAUAAAUUCUUAAUUAAUA
Molecule: messenger RNA, 5317 nt
Organism: Octopus sinensis (East Asian common octopus)
Lineage: Eukaryota; Metazoa; Mollusca; Cephalopoda; Octopoda; Octopodidae
Product: gamma-aminobutyric acid type B receptor subunit 1-like
Exons: 18
Coding region: 901-3576 (891 amino acids)
Biological process (GO): gamma-aminobutyric acid signaling pathway; G protein-coupled receptor signaling pathway
Cellular component (GO): membrane; G protein-coupled receptor heterodimeric complex
Molecular function (GO): G protein-coupled GABA receptor activity
Source: RefSeq, a predicted model, not a curated record